UUUUAGCAUCUCUCUUUUUCGCCACACUUUUACACUGCCACAGUGCCACUACAUGCAUCUAUAAGAUCGGAUUCAAUUCCAACAGGCCCACUCACCAACAUAUUUUGACUUCAAGUGCCGCCCAUGGCUAAAGUAGCAGUUCUUGAUCAGCUCGCCGGCGACUUGCCGGCGGCCAAAGAAUUUCUUCUACUGGUCCUUCCUCUCCUACUCUUCGCGCUGCUGCAGUUCUUCAUCACGGGGCCAUGGAGAGGACGAGGAAGAAAGAGUCUGCCUCCCUCCCCUCCGGCGCUGCCGCUGGUCGGGCACGUCCACCUCGUCGGCGCGCUCCCACACGUCUCCCUGCGGCGCCUGGCCGCGCGGCACGGCGGCGAGGACCUCAUGAUGCUCCGCCUCGGCGCGGUGCCGACGCUGGUGGCCUCGUCCAUGCGCGCCGCGCGGGCCGUGCUGCGCGCCCACGACCAGGCGCUCGCCUCGCGGCCGCGGUCCGUCUGCGGGGACGUGCUCACCUACGGGCCGUCGGACAUCGCCAUGGCACCCUACGGCGAGCGGUGGCGGCUGGCGAAGAAGCUGGCCACCACGCACCUCCUCAGCGCGAAGAAGGUGCAGUCCUACCGCGCCGCCCGUGAGGAAGAGGUAGAGCUAGUGAUCAGCAAGAUCGGUGCCGCGGCGGCGACACGCGCUGCGGUGGACAUGAGCGAGCUCCUGAGCAAGUUCACCAACGACAUGGUGUGCCGCGCUGUUGCCGGCAAGUCGUUCAGGGCGGAGGGGAGGGACAGGGUGUUCCGGGAGCUGAUCGACCAAGGAAUGGCUCUCCUGGCCGGAUUCAACCUGGAGAACUUCUACCCUGGCCUCGCCACGGCAGCAGGGGGCGUGCUCGUGCGGUCGGCGCGUCGCAAGGCUGAGAGGGUGAGGGAUGGGUGGGACAGGCUCCUCGACAAGCUGAUCGACGAGCACGCGAGCGAGAAAGCCGGAGCACCGGCGGCGCGCCAUGAGGAUGGUGGUGGUAGCAACCUGCAGGAGUGUGACUUCAUACAUGUGCUGCUAUCCGUGCAAGAGGAGUAUGGUCUCACCAGAGACGGCAUCAAGGGGAUCUUGGUUAACAUGUUUGCAGCAGGCACAGACACAGCGUACUUGGUCCUAGAAUUCGCCAUGGCUGAGCUCAUGCUGCACCCGGAAGCCAUGGCCAAGCUACAGCACGAGGUUAGGAGCGGCAUUCCCAAGGGUCGAAACGCCACCAACGAAGACGACCUCACUGGAAUGACGUAUCUGAAAGCUGUUGUGAAAGAAACACUCCGUCUGCAUCCACCGUCGCCACUCCUCCUGCCACAUCUCUCCCUAGAGGAUUGUGAUGUUGAGGGCUUUCGAGUUCCUGCCGGCACCACUGUGCUCGUUAACGUCUGGGCAAUCGGUCGGGACCCCAAGCUGUGGGAUGCCGCGGAGGAGUUCAUGCCGGAGAGGUUCGUCCAGAACGGGGAAGCCAAAGGAGUCGAUUUUAGAGGGAAAGACUUUCAGCUUUUGCCUUUUGGGUCAGGACGGAGGAUGUGCCCCGGGAUGAAUUUUGCAACGGCCUCCAUUGAGAUCAUGUUGGCGAAUCUUGUCUACCACUUUGAUUGGGACUUGCCCAAAGGUGUUGAUAAGGUCGAUAUGGCUGAGGUGUCUGGGUUGACAGUGGGCCGAAAAGAAAAGCUCCUGCUUAUCCCUACGACACCUGAAAUUGUGCACCUUUUCAAAGGUUGUUAGGUGCACUAUGCAGGAAAUGAAUCAGACACGUUGCUUGUAGUGUAGUACUGGUCGCUAUCUUGAGGGAGAGCAUAGAAUGUUUCUUGGAUUUCUAUUUAAAAUGUGUCCGUGCAUGUUUUGACAUUUAUUUUUCAUACCAAUGCAAUGACGGCAGGUGAUUGCUUGUUUCAGUUA
Molecule: messenger RNA, 1914 nt
Organism: Panicum hallii
Lineage: Eukaryota; Viridiplantae; Streptophyta; Magnoliopsida; Poales; Poaceae
Product: indole-2-monooxygenase-like
Exons: 3
Coding region: 124-1740 (538 amino acids)
Molecular function (GO): monooxygenase activity; oxidoreductase activity, acting on paired donors, with incorporation or reduction of molecular oxygen; heme binding
Source: RefSeq, a predicted model, not a curated record